AGUUAACCGGGACUGCUAGAGGAACGAGCACGUGAGCAUCUGUCAUUUUCAAGGUGUUUUCUUUACGUUCGACAUUUACGACCUUAAAUGGCAUCAAAAGUUUCCGGAGAAAAUGAUAGGGAAUCAGCGUUACGCGUUUCAAUGGAAGAAGAAAAAAAUCGUAAGACGGAUCCUAAGGAGACUCGCGAGAGGUCAAUUAUCAUCGUUGGUAGUAAAAGCGUUGGGAAAACUACGAUGAUAAAUCGAUUUCUUGAAAAAGACGAAAAACCGAAGCCAACGAUCGCAAUGGAGUAUUCCUUUGGGCGAAAAGCUGGUAAGAGUUUAGUGAAAAACAUAGUCCACGUGUGGGAAAUUGGCUAUGUAGCUUCUUCUUUGAUUUCCGCCGCUAUGAGUGGAUCGGCCUUAACCCAUUCGCCGCAUCACACGGCGCUCUUGAUAAUGCUGGAUUUAUCGAAACCGGAAGUAUUAUGGAUCACCUUCGAGGAGAUAUUAUCGGCUGUACGAAGUGCGUUAAAAAUGAGUUACAAUUCGAAACUCAUUAACGAGAUGAUCGAGUAUAGAACGAGCGACAGGAAGAGCGUGGAAAAAAUGAUCGAUCCCUUACCCCUUAAAACGUUUAUAAUUGCGGGAAAGUACGAUGAAUAUCAGGACUUCGACUUAGACAAGAAGGAGAUAAUAGGAAAAACUUUACGAGGAAUUGCUCAUAGUUUAGGAGCAGGACUCCAUUAUUAUUCUUGCAAAGAAAAGAUUCUCUUACGGAAAACCAAAGACUUGUUAUCUCAUAUCGGAUUUGGAGCCGUUCUCGCAGAAGGAAAGUUUACGAGCUACGACAAACCUCUGAUUAUAUCGCCCGGUGCGGAUUCCUUCUCGUCGAUCGACUCGCAAUUGCCUUAUUCGAGACCAUCCAUGAUUUUAGACACCAUUAAGCAGACGUUCGUGGUACGUGUACCGCAAAUAACGAGAAACGACGAGUCUGCUUUAGAAGACCCAAGUAACGAUCCAAACUUCAACGAGCCGAUUAUCGAUAAACUGAAAGUUCAAAGAGAAGAGGUACAUUUAGGAUUUAUCGUAAGACAGGUGAGAUUAGCAUUCUUCUCGACGAUAUGCUAAACGGUCGAACACAACAAAUUCCCAUUCCCGAUCCGAUUUAAAUAGCAUUCGAACGAUCGGUAAGAGUUACGACGAAUCUGCAUUCAAGAUACACACACAUAUAUAUAUAUAUAUAUAUAUAUAUAUAUAUAUAUAUAAAUGAUAAAUAUGUCUCUUUGUAUCUUUUUACAGUAAUGUACACAUCGAGAAGACGGUUCUGUAUGUAUAGGAGUGAAAAAUUUGCAAUUCUUCAUUAAAUACAAAACUUUUCAUUGAAUACAACUUUAUAAAAAGUAAUAUCUAUAAUCGAUGUGCACGCGAGAUCGUUCACACGCUGUACAAUCCAAAAAAUUUCGAAUGGCGAGAGAUUACGUAACGGACGUUGACAAUCACGUACGUCAUUGUAAAUGGUAGAACAAUCGAUCCAACGAUACUUCGCGUGUAUAUAUAUGUAUGUGUGUGUAUAUAUAUAUAUAGAUACAUUCUCACCGUAGACCUGUAAUAAUCUUUUUACUUCGUUGGAUCGUACGUACAUACGUACAUAAAUAGGUAUGCGUAUAAAUGAGGGUAGUCGGUGAAGAAGGUGCAAUGUCUCGGGGCAGUUUAGGAGUUAAUGGGUCAACGAGAAGAUCGUGAACCGGUCGUGAGCGAGAAGCGGUUCGCGGCGCUCGAAGAUCUUGCAAGGUCUCGUUUGAUAUAUCGAAAGGAGAAAGAGUAAGAAGGAGAAAAGGGGGGGGGGAGGAGAGGGAAUGGAAGAGAAAGAUAAAAACAUUGCAUGACUCUGUUAAAUCUAACAAUUGAUAAUUAUAUAAAAAUCAUAUGAAAGUAUAAUUUUGUUUUGUAAUUAUAUAUUAUUAUGUAGAGAUUUGAACGUCAAUAAGAAACUAGUAAAUUGUAUCAAGUACGAGGAGAGGCAGAGAGAGAAUUCGCGCAGACGCAUUGACCGUCGAUGCGUUUAGCUCCCUCCGCGUGACGCGAUCUCGGUCCGAGCCGCAGAAAGAGUUUAGCGGCGUCGGCGUCGACGGCGGCGGCGUCGUCGUCGUCGGCGCGGCUGAUAAGAGUCGACAGUAGGAACGGCGACGCGUGCGCGGCACGGUACGGUGCGCUUGCGCUUAGGAAGCCUUGGAUCGCCGCACUCGACCCGUGCUUUCGAGACCGAUAGCGACCGAGAGAGCGCGAGAGUUGCCUUCGUGAGUUGACUUGGCAUCCCUACGAGAACGAGGCGCUAGUCUACUACUCUCUUUGACGAGAGGAGACCGCGAAAGAGGAGCUGGAGGAGGAGGAGGAGGAGGAGGAGAACUUUGCGCGGCGUCGUCGUGCCCUCUCCGCUCUCUCUCUUUUUCUUUCUUUCUCCUUUUCUCUUUCUCUCUCUUUUUCUCCUCCCCCCUCUUACGUUCAUCAGUGAAAAUGCCGCUUCGAUAGAACCUCGCGCGUGUCCUGUGGUCUCCCUCUUUCUAUCUCUUUUUUCGUUCUCUCUUCUUCGAUUUUGGAUCGAGUUCUACUCGAUCGAACCUCCCUAUCUCUUCCUUCUUUUUUCUCCUUUUUUCUACGUUUCUCUUUUCGUUCAAACUUCUUUUAUCCACGUUCCAUUCUGUUUUACUUGUCUUCCGUACCAUUCUUUUUCCUUCGAGUGCGCCGAGAUCGGAUCUACUACGACGACACCACGAGGUUACAGCGCGCGAGUGAGUCCUUACACAGGUUUGCGAGUGUGUGAGUGCGGGCAGGAAGUCAACAAAUCUAAAGGAGAACCUGCAAGAGCUAGGAAGAAUCGUGACGGAAGGUGAGCGAGCCUCAGGGUAUAAUAUAUGGACGUACCUGGUGGAGCUAGGUCAGGUCGCACCAGUUCGCGCCACCUCGCACGCCAAUGCGGUUCUACUCGAUCGAAGCGACAAUGAGUCCGACCUUUUUACUCUCAAGAUCGUUCGAGAUUGAACAAAUCAUUGACUCUAAACCGGUCGAUCUUCAGCGCGAUAUUUUCAUUUUAAAGGAACUUUGAAUACUCGUGAGAAAUGAAAUUAUUAUCAUUUUUAUUUGUCUUUUAUCUCUUACAAGAUAGACAUUCUUUCAGUAUAUUAUUUCUUUUUAGUAGACACGUUCGUUGUCUCUUACCGCUCCUUACUACUACUCUUAUCGACUACCUGAAUAUAAUUUGCAGAUAACGUAGGCGAGUAAUAAGUACGUUGGUGUUUGUAAAAUAAACGGUGCCUCGAUCUACCGUCUCUCGAACGAGUUCUUACUUGUUCGUUUUGUUCGUGCAUAAAUAGCGAAACUUCGUUUUUCCUUUAAUGAAAACUGAAAUUUUUGUGGGUUGAUACGUCUCUGAAAAAUCAUAGAUUCAACGUGAGAUUGCAGUGUAAACGUUCCUCUUAAUCAAUACUACGAAUGACAACAAAAUGUAAUUACCUACGUCAUACAAAAUAAAAAGUCAUCUAAUUUAAUUACGUCGUUCAGCCGUGUUUCUCUCUCUCUCUCUCUCUCUCUCUCUCUCUCUCUCUCUCUAUCUAUCUAUCUAUCUAUCUAUCUAUCUAUCUACCUAUCUACCCAUCUAUCUAUCUCUUUCUUUGUUUCUUUUUUUCAUUUAUAAUAAACAUUCUUUUUAUGAAAUAUAUAUUUAUAAGCGUAGAGUUCGCCUUUCUUGAUAAUAAUACGUCGAGUAUAUAAAUUAAGACGUUAUCAGUAUGGCGUAAACCAAAUGAUAACACGGUGCGAUAACGUUUGUUUAUCUUCGAUGUCGAGCUGAAGACAAGGAUUUUUUUGACGGUUCAAACGAAGGUGGAUCAGAUUCAAGUUACGGCCUACGCUUUAAGGAAAGGCGUAUAUUAAUUUGUGUGUGGUCGUUGAAGGAAGGGAAUUGGCAAUGGCGUUACGAAAGAGACCGUCCGAAGAUGGUAGGAAGAAAGGGCGUCAACCAUCAGCGUGAACGUUGGAUUGGAAAGUUUCAUUAGCUACUCGAUGCCUUCUCCGUAUAUAUGUAUGUAUGUAUGUACGUACGUAUUAUGUAUGUAUGUAUGUAUGUAUAUGCUUACCACAUGAAUCACUUCCUCUUGAGAUUAAUACAAUAUUAAAUGAGAAUUACGCGAUAGCGAACUUGCAACAAUGUUGUUUUUCCUUCCGAUCUCGCAACGCCAUUUCCACCGAGUUUACAUAUGCCAGACUUCGGUAUUAUUUCUGUAAUCACCGUUUCCAUCGACCGAUAUUUUGGAUAUUUGCUUUUCGUAGAAGCGUUUUCUGGUAUUAUACAUUCGUAUGUAGAUUCAUGUCGCUCAUUGUAUUUACAAUCGGAUACAUUAAUAGCUCAUGGUGUGGAUACUUCCACCAGUUUGUCGAGUUUCCCUUUUCAUACAUCUUCUGAAUAUCCCUCUGUUUCCGUCGUAUAAAGGGAAAUGCCGCGCGCUUACACAAUAAUACAUUCUUUUAUAGGAUAGAAACGAAGGGAUAUAGAAGAGAUAUGGAAAGGGAAACUGGCGAGGGUACUCACCGUGCUUCGUGUUAUAUUAAUGCACACAUUAAUAACACAGACAAUGAAAUGUAUGGAACGGAAUGAACCCUAUGAAAUUCAUAGAAUAUGUUAUUAAGAUUUGCCUUCUUGUACGUUAAAUUAAUUGCCUAGAUAAUGUAAUCGUACAAUAAUAGUAACCCUAUAUUUUGAAUAACGAAGUUUCAGCGAAAUCUGGUUCGGAAACUGUAAAUAAAAUGAAACGAAGCGAUCGUUGAAAGAAUCUCGUAUCGUUGAUAACGAUUUCAAUCGUCGUGUUAUCGGUGCUUUCACACAAAUUGCACGGUUAGCUCAGCCAGAGUGGAAAGCACGUACUACGACACGUGGCUGCCCGUCUCAAUUGUAUACCAUAACGAAGCGAACGCUUGUUACCCAGCGAACAAUCGGUCCAUUGUGUUGACUGAUGUUCCAAACGUAUAGUAUGUGUUUUCGAAUGUGCGGGAUGAGUACGCUUAGGUGCCAAGGAAAUAAAACUUCCAAUUUACAAGUUCGAUCUUUUCAAGAGAACGUAUACUCGACGUUAUCGUUAUUCGAAAAAGCAUUUCGUUAUGUACCUAACAAUUUGUUUUCUCGAAACAUCUUUCGGAUUCUUGUCUUCUUUUUUUUUUUCAAUCUGUAGCAAAUAUUUCAGAGGACAUUUUCGUAGGAAGUAGAGCGUGUUGUUCGGUAUAUGGUACGAUACAACGCACCAAGAUUCACUGCGUAAAAUUGUUCGACGCUUCGUUGGAGCCCUUCCUCCGUAUCUUAAGUUUACGUUCGUUCCGACACUCCCUAUUCCUUGUAAUCCAUAUCGUUCGUGCUGGUAUGUUCGCCGUUGAAUCUACGAUAAUCUCAAUUCGUCAAUUGAGUUCUAGUGUUUGUCGUCUUCCUUGAUAUCUUUGACGAAUGUGCAGUAGUUUCUUUUAGAUAUUUGAUUACACACACACACACACACACACACAGAGAGAGAGCCUACGUAAAAUAUUUUACAUUUAUCAAAGAUAAUUUUUAAAGUCAUAAGUAUGAAUUUUUGAUAUUUCCGUUGUAAAUUCGUCAUCGUAUAUCACACGAAAUAGAUAUCGCAUUUGUUGUGAUCAAUGUGUAAUCAUGAUAUACAGUUACACGUAACUCUUAUUAUCGUGUCGCUAAACUUGCAGAUUCCUUUAACGAUAGCGAGAAGUAGCACGACGAUAAGCAUAAUAUGAUUCUCGUUUCAUUUACAGAGAUGAGCCAAAGUUUUGAAGCAGUCAUCUGUAGUAAAAAUUUUAUUAUAUUCGUUCAUAUUUCGAAUAUUAUCUUCGUUUCGCAUUGUCGAACUUAUAAAAAUACAUUCAUCAAUUGUAAUGUAUUAAAAAGCGCGCUCUCCCCAACGUUGUUUUAUUAUCGAAUAUCGGGAAUAUUUUGAAUGGCUCAAAUACCAUUACAAUAAAAGAGUAAAAGUGGUAAAAAGAGUUUGUGAAGAGCCAUUUUAAUGACGCCUUCACGAUUUUUCGAUGCGACUAAUGCAUUCAAGCGUAUUCUUACGGAUAGAUAAUUUCAAACCGGCGAUCGUUUUGACAUAGUGUCUUUGCUUACAUAUGACAUUUAUUAUGACAUUAUGCUGCGGUACUUGCUACAUUACUUUGUUAGAAGGCACAGCUAUUUCAUGGGGAGCUGCAAUGCAGACUAUUGCGGCAUUAAUGUAAUCGCGGGGUUGCUUCUAUACGUUGAUUUAAAUUUUCAUUCGUUUUUAUGAUGAUGAUCAAACUUUAUAUAUAAUAUAAUACUUACUUUUAAACGUCGGCUUAUGUUGUUUAUUCCAAAGAAAUGAAAACAGACUUUAUGGACAGCUGAAAGAAUAAUUUCAAACUAAAUUGAAAAUAUUUUACGAUAAUACUGUGUUUCAAACGUAUCCGUAUUAUUACGAAUGUAUUUAUAAAGAUUACGAUAGAAAAGAUUUUGUUAAUUCUACAGGAAAUUACCAAAUUCAAAUUAAAACGAAGAAAUGGAAAAGAUAAUGUUUGGUCGAUCGACCAAGCAAAUAUUUGAAACGUGCGAUAUUUUUUAUUGCGACACAAGCGCGCGCGCGCACACACACACACACACAUGACGAGCAUGUUUUGUUCGAACGAUUGUCUGAAUAAUAAUUAUUCGUUCGGGAUAACUUGUACAUGAUAGAUAAUCAUUUAGAAAACAUUUGUUUUCUAACGGUCGCUCGCGGAACGACUAAUUAUUCCGGAUACUUAGUUCAGCACAUAUAUUUCGUAUGUUCACAUCCCGGAGAUCAUAUUUUUUACGGGUGCGACGUAAAACGAAAAUAGUUAAAACGUACAAUUACCUGAUCAUCUGAUUUAGACAAGCACAUUGAAAAUUUAUCAUCUCGACGAAAAAUACGAUAAGCCAGUAAUGGAAUGUUUACGUCCUUCAUAGAGGAACUAAAUAAACGAUUGGAACGAAACGUGUCUGGUAUCGAACGUAUAUGUUACAUAAAGUAUAUGACUUACGUUUAUAUGUACUAUAUAUAAUACAUAUCUAAUAUAUAAUAUCUCUCUUAUGUACGUAUAUCGAUGGUAAAAGAACGACAACAAGAGCGUUGACGGAAUUGUAUGCGUUCGAUAGGACGCAGAAUACUUGGUAGACGUUUCUCGAGCACGUGAGAAAGUUCGAUAGGUCCGUAAAUUUUGGUGAGGCUUCUUCUUCCGUUUUGGCAAGGAAGAAGAAGAAGGAGAAGAGGAAGAAGAAGAAGAAGAAGAAGAAGAAGAAGAAGAAAGGAAGGAUCCAAACCGCUACCGCCAAUAACAGUACUAACACCACCACCACCAUCACCUUUGGCAAGUUCGUCUAUUCUUUGCUUUUCGAAUUCUACGAAAUAACGGACUUCUUUCUGCAAUGUCGACGUUUUGCGUACAACUUUUGCGUGGCUACGUGUUUACGUUACGAAACGCGUUCUCGCAUUGCCGCGUAAUCGUAAGAGCGUGACGGAAAUCGAGCUACUGGGUGACGCGACGAUCUCUCUUCUCUUUCUCAUAUAAAUGGCUGUGUGUGUGUGUGUGUACACAUACAUAAAUAUAAGUACAUUUUCUUCUUCUUUCUCCUUUUUCGCUAAUCUCAUAAUUGUUUAUCGCUUUUUCUUAACGUAUUGUAGUUUAUAUUAUUUUAUCUGCGAUUAAUGUCAAAGUUAUAUGUACUGAAAUAUUAAGAUACUCAGUGUUAAUUGUAAUAGGUAAUAAGUAUAUUCUAUCCUCUUACAAAUCGCAAAAUUGUUUACGUUAUAGAUUAUCAUUCUCGAAGGAAGUCCGAUACUUAUCGCAGUUUACGGAUAUAUAUAUAUAUAUAUAUAUAUAUAUAGGAUACAUAUACAAACGUAUAGGUAUAUAUCAUCCAAACGUACAUAUAUAGGUAUAUCGCUCGUCGAGUACGUCGAGGUAAACGUCUAUCACGUUUGUCAUUAUAUAGUGUGGACAGAGGCUUGUGAAAGUUUCACCGAGUUUUUUAGCAACAAAAGAGAUAGGAAAUGCGACCACUAGUAGUUUAUUGGCACGCGUUCACAAGCGCAAACAUGGUAAUAUAAGAAGGAAAAAGGACGAAGAAGAAACGACGAUGCGUUUUGUCUACUUUUUCUCGACGAAAUGGUUUUAGUGAGACACCUUAAAUCUUAAUAAAAGCAGUGACCUCUUUGGCAUUAGAUCCGACAUUAUGGCAAAUCCACCGAUUCCAGAAGCGGCUUCUAGAAAAUCCGUUAUCUCAGUUGAAAGCCUGAAAGGAAGCUCUCGAGUACCGGGCAAAAAAUUACACAUUACAAUGAGAUAUGGUCUUUUUUUUUUCGUUCAAAUAUCUUGCGUUCGUAUCGAGAACAUUUCCUCUGGUUCUCGUUUCUUUUUGUUAAAUUUUAUUCCUCGUUGCGAUCGAAUCGAUCGUUCAUCGACGCGUUCGACUCGUCUCGUAGGAAGUAACCGUGCGUACUUUGCCGACCUUUGCAACGUGCUAUUUGCAAAAUCGAAGUCAACGAUUACUCAUCGAGGUCUUACGACAUAGUCGUGAGAAGCCGUUUCAAUGUCGAUUUUUUAUGACCGAGCAUACGGCAAAGACUGAUAUAGAUGCGUGCAAACGAUGAAGAAUUUUGAAAAGAACGGUCGGUUCUUUUUUCUUUUCCUCCUUAAUAAUUUCACGAGUUUUAACGCCUCUCUGGACACAGUCGUUACCCUCAACUGCGAACGUUAUGCAUUUCCUCGUUUUAUUUUUUGCUCGAAGAGAGAAACCAUACGAGUUCCCCGUCGUUACCAGAAGAACGUAAUACCAGAAUGACGGUCGCUAUCGGAUAAAAUACAACGCACUUUAAUCGGACCCUCCCGCUUCUUAUUGCGUGUUUUUCUUUCCUUACUUUAUCUACAGUCUUCGGAGAUCUCUUCUAUACAUCUCUGCGGGGCCUUUUUCCUCGCACAAAAUCGAGAAAACGGUCUGCGUCAUCUUGGAUAUACGGCGCAGAGGUCGACAUUAUCGUCGCACGAUCCGGCCCAACCCUCCGGGCUUUUCCUACGUUGCUCGUUCGAAGAAGAAAUAACAGAAGCCCGCUGAAAAUCCUCGUCAUUGAGUGAGAAUAUAUUCGAGACACUCCAAAUAAUAACGCUUCGCGCACUUAGAAAAGAAGGACUGUAAUUUUCAAGGAGCUAUCAAUAUCGCAAGGAUAUUCUCUUUUCGGCAUAAUCGUCUUUGAAUUUUAACGAGAGAACGUAUUUCGGUCGAUCCCGUAGAGCAAAGUCGUAAACCAGUUUUCGUUCGACUUGAUUACCCAGAUAAUUCGCGAAUCGAUAUCCAAUCGAAGCCUCGUGGAAAUGAUCUUAAAAAUUUAUCUUUCAACGAGGUAACUCGUAUAAUCGACGAUCCUCUCGCUAUAUUAAUUUCUUCCUACUCGUCUUAAUCAAGCGGGAAUUAUUUUCGCAUGGUCGCGCCAUAAUGUACGAAAGAGCCCCGAGAAGUAACGAUUCGGCGAGACAAUUUGUUAACGGGACAUUUAAUCGGAGAGGAAAAGAAAGUCGGGGCUUUUUAUCGGCAUCGUGCGCCGCCGCCCUUCAAUCGAAGGCAGCGAAUGGUUUUAUUUUAAAAAUAAAUCCCAAGGCUCAUUCGGAGUGCGGAUGAACGCGUACUCCGUACCGUUCUCCGUACGGCUCGGCCCAUUCUCAAUGGGGCAGCGUAAACAAGUCCUCGAGUUCCUACAAAAAAGCUUACCGUGCCCAUAAAUAUUUACGGCACAUGGAGCACGUCCUGUCCUCUCUUACGUAUAGUCUUCACCGUCUUAUUCCGCCCUCUUCCGGUCCGUUCCCUCCCGCAAGUAUCGAGGGACGCAGCGGGACGACAAAAUUUAUUUAUUCGCUAAACGAACCAAAAUCCACACGUGUAUGAUCGUUUACAUAAAGGCGUAGAUUUCUUCUACUUAUUUAUUUCUUUUUUUUUCAUCUUUUCCUUUUUAUCGCAACCAAUUACGCUACGACGUACGAGGAUAAGGUCGACCUUGUGCCACAAAGUGGAUACGAAGUGGAUAAGGCGUCCUUUCUAUCGGCAUCUGGGUGUAGAAAAUGCAGAUUACCAUCUUCGUUUAAUUUUAAAGUAGAGAUCUCGGUAUGAAGGCUAGAGUAUAUCAGAACUUGCAAAUGAUUUUUGAAAUGCGCGCGUGAAAAUAGUCGAAUCGAAGAGAGCUCGACUUUUAUAUCGAGCCGAUCGUAUUUCGUUUGUUCGAGCAACGGUAAACGGUGCUAUCGUUCGGUGCGAAAAUAGAAAUGGAAGAAGAGGAAAAAAAAGAAGAUUCGCGGAAAAGAUAGUUUAUCAUUAAAAGGAAGAACUGGCCGCUAGGGCACGCUGCAUCGGAAGGAUCUUUCUCGCAAGCGAAAUAUAAUCCUUUCGCCGAUAGAAUCGAUAGAUCGGCUACGAUUAGCUAUAACUUACUUGGCGCGGAGGAUAACCGUGAUCACGAAGGCGGUUCCUCCUGGGCGAGGCCCAUCCAUUGCACUUAGGUUGGGCUGAACCUUGCGAAUACUCCUAUAGUGGGUAUGUCGAGCGCACAAUUUUUGGUAGUCGGGACCAGCGUUCGCGCUGUCCCGGAUACGUCAGCUCGAAAAAUAAAUUUCUUUAAUAUUAUUUCCCCCUUUUGUCAUCGAAAUUACGUCUUUUUUUUUAUCAUCGUCAUCUCUCUCUAUAAUUACGCACGCAGCACAAACAUCCCUUCUAUCGUCUCUUCUUCUACCUGUCCUAGAAAACAAGCAAUAAACAACAACCAGUAAUGGAAGUUUUUUCUCGUUUCUAUGGGUUAAUUUAUAAAUAAAAAAUAACUCUCUCCUCUCUCUCUCGAAGAUGAUUAAAAUUAAAAAAUCUCGUAAUGACAAUUGUAAUGACAAAUAUCGCGAUCGAUAUUAUAAAUAUUAUAUUUAUUUUAAUCGAGAGGAGAAAGGAGAGGAGGACCGUUUGUGUGUAUUUUAAUCGACUUACACAACAAUUUCAAUAUUUACUAAUAAACAAACCCACCCCUCACCUCCUCAUAGUAUCGAGAGAGAAAAGUGAUAUCAAAUGGUGAUUUUGUGUCACUUCACUUCAUUGUUACAAACAUUACUGGCAACCAUAAGAAUAUUUUUUUCUGUGGAAUAAUAGGAUCCGAACGUGCAUAUGAAAAUACAACAUCACCACCGCCGCCACAUGGUGGAAUAUGGCCAAAAGGAAAUGAUGGUAUCUCCUGUACAUUGCAACGUGCUGUUGCUGCUGUUGUUGUCGUUGUUGUUGUUGUUGUUGUUGUUGUUGUUGUUGUUGUUGUUGUGGUUAACGCGAGCGUUAAGCGAUAAAAGUUAUAGUUACUUUAGAGUCGUUUUGUAAACGCGUUUAAACGAAAUCGAAAAGUCAAAGUUGUGUCUAGCGGACAAAUAAUGCAUUUUGACGGCCAUGGUAUGCGUGGGUGUGUACAAGUUUGAGUUUCUCGAAGCGGAAGAUAGAAUUCCACUCGAGGGAAUCACCAUGGUAUCAUCUGGUAUCGAAUACAAGCGUUACAAGAUACCUGUGUUUUAUACUUGCUGUGCCUUUUUUUAAACCUGACCUUUGAACCUACAGAGAAUUUUUAUACCAGUCACGUCGUUGGACGAAUUACGAUGAAACGUUAAAGAAAAUUUAGGGGUUUAACGAAGCCUUUGCUCGGGACCACCUCGUAUUAUUAGAUCGUGAAAGUAUGCGUUUGAUUUAUUGUUAUUGUCGUAGAAUAAUUAUUUAUCUAUAUCGAAGCUAACGCAAUACCUUCGUAUAAUUUUCUUACUUCCUCUUAAUAUGGAGAGAAUGAAUUUUUAUCGUUGUCUUUAUUUGGAACAUCGUCACACUCCUAUCGAAUCUUUUUUGUCUUAAUAUAAAAUCGAUGCUAACUUCGUUAACGCUCGAACGGUCCUUUAGGCAACAGCCUAUAAUUUUAGGAAUUUUCCUUCCUCCGUGUAGCGAGUAUCAUCGAUAUAUCGAUUCGCUGAAAUACCACCAGGAGCGAUACGUAAAUCGAGAAUGUACGUUGAAUUUAUGCAAUCGAUAAAUUGUUUUUGUCAUCGGUUCGCGAUGACAGAACAAAAAAAAGAAGAAAACUCGAGAAGCGGUCGAAUACUUUUCUUUCUUUCUCUUCCUUCUUUUUUUUUCGAAGAGCCAAACACGAACGUGAGAUACAAAUCGGUUUAUUGCUUUUUCCGACUCGGAGAAAUUGAAAGUAACACCACCGUAUUCGGAUUCUCGUUUGAAUCGUGAUUCACCUUUCGCGUGUGCUGAUCUCACCCUCGUGCGUUCUCGUCUACCCCCUAUGUCUCUCCAGCGAAUCGAGUUUAAUCGUGCUUCCGAUACUACGCCGAAAAUUCGCUAGCACUUUGUCUCUACCGUUCGAAAGAGAGAACUUUGUUUUAAUUUGCGAUAUCAUUGUAUAUAAUCAUGCAGUUCAUGUAAAUUCAAAGCGUUAGAAACUAAUGCAUCUUUGCAAUAUCUUAUCGUAGUCGAAGUUAGAAAUUUCAUUGGGUAUUAAGAUAACCGUCGUUAGUACUUCCAUGGCUAUAUAUCUUUUGGUUAAACGAAGUUAACCUUUACCAAGACGAAAGUUCCAAUACGAGUUCCAGUACGAGCUCACAGCCGUGAAAUAUUAAAAAAGUUUAUUUGUCGCAACUAGAACUACUCCUUCGAAAGUGUAUCGUUCUUUUCUACGUUCAUUAUAUUUCCGCGUGAAAGUGCGAAAUGUGACAAGCGUAAACGAAGACAUUCUUUUUCAAUUGUAGAUAUACGAAUUCGGGAUCGCGAGCUAAAGCGGGCUCUGCCUUAAAUUUUAUUAUAUAUUAACAUUUACAAGCGGUAAAUGUAACCAAAAUCACGAAAAACCUUCUUUGGGAAGAUGCUUAACGAGAACGUUAGAAUGGUUCGAAGAUAUAGCAACGUCGAUCCGUUCUAUUUCUAGUGUUCGCUCGGUGUCGUUUUUUAUGUUCCAAUUUACCACGCUUCUUUUGACGGAAUCUGCAUCCCGCUCCGUAAAUAGCUCGCCCACAUUUAUCGCGUUAAUAUUCUCGCCAACACAAUGUACCUUAAUACUUUCGAGUCUCGAAGGAGAAAGGAUCGAAGGGACAGCUCUCCUAAAUAGAAAAUGCGAUUAGAACAGCGAUAUCGCAUUCAUUUUUGGAAUAUAUAUAAAUGCAUAGAUCCGUUUCGCUCCAGUCGUUAUGUUUCGAUAAAUGUUACUUCGGUUCGAUUGGUCGCGUUCAAUUUUCGAGCGCGUGCAUCGUUAAUGCAUAACGUUUAUCAGAAGCACCGGUGUAUUCGUUCAAGCGCGAAUGAUGGAAAACGAGUGAUACAAUGCGUAUCGAAGAGCAAUAAGAGGCUCAUUCCGGUGAUACAGGCUCGACAUUGAAGCUCGACCCAUGCCGUCGUUUCUAACAUCGGAUUUAGAGCAAACUUAUUUCUCACUAGGGACGUAUUUGUCAGAGACGUCAAAUACGAUAAGAGGUAUCGAACAAGACAUCUUGUUGUAUCGAUCUCAUAGAUGAUUUUAUUCGGAGAAAAGGAUGCUUCGCGGUACGAUUCGAUGAUUAUCGAGAAGGAAGGACCGCGAAGAUUGACUCGCAACAUCAUCUUUUUCCACGUAACACGGACCGUAUUGAUCGAGCCGCUGCAGAGGCAGCGGCAGCGGCAGCGGCAGCGGCAGCGGGCGGAUACGGCCAUGAUAUCGGCGAGAAUAAAGAGCAAACCAUCCGCAUUCUUGUCCCUUCGAUGCUAACACCUUUUGUGCCUAAGCCUUCCGGAUGGAUUUUGCUGAGAAACGAAAGUUUGAGAAACGUGAUAUUUUCGUUUUCAUAUCGGAAGUUCCGUUAUUCGUUCGAUUAUUCGAUGGUAUUAAAUGGAUUAGUUUCUCCUUCGAAUCGAAAGAUAUUAUUAAUGGUGAUUGGCUAAGUAGAAGAGUCGAAUAGAGAGACACGCGUGAUAUCCUAAAACGAGCAAAGAACGCAAACGUUGAAUUUUAUCGGGAAACUGGGAAAGUCCGGUUCUAUAUUGCGGUUUUAGCGGAUCUGCGGUUAUAUCUGUAUCGUGUGCGUGAUAUUUUCUACCGACGUGUUACGCGUUUCUUGAGAAUAGAUACAAGUGGAAAUGUAUUAUUUGUAUCCGUUUUAAAAUGCGAUGGACGUCGUCGAACGGAUAAACUAAAUUUACGCAAAGAUAAAUCGCAGAGACAUAUCUGCAUCUGAUACGCGGUACGCCUCACGGACGAAGGCCCUUGAACGAACAAACGCGAGUAAACUUCGUGGUAGAGUUCGGUACCGUAUGUCAAAUAUUAGAUCCGAUGAUUCGACUCGGUUGAUUUCACGUUUGCGCGAUUCAUCCUUGAGAUCUUCCGAGUUUCGUUUCGAUUCCGUUUCGCUCCUUCACGAAAGAGAAGCGAAUAAAUCGAACGGAUGGAAGGAGGGAUUUCGAUUUACCUGAAUUCUAUCUCAUAUUCGAAGAGGAUGAUUUUCUUUCUCGUUCGUGCCUAAGUGCAAGGGUAAGUGUUUCGUAACGAACGAGUAAAUCGAUCUGAAACUUUUGUGAAAUUAGUUUUAUUCCCUUUACGAUUCCACGAGGGAGCUUUUAACCGAUGGCAACCCACGCGUUCGUCUGGAAGAGUGCCGUCAAAGCGUUUUUGUCUCGAAUUUUACUCGUGCUUUUUCCGUUUCUCCUUUUAUUUUUGCCCUUUUUCACAAAACAUAAAAGAAUUUUCAAGGGACUUCAUUGAUUUCCGAGGCGAGCACAGUAUUCGAUUCCUCGCGGACAAGCUCGUAUGCGUGCGCGCGUAUACAUUUCUGUCGGUGAGAGCGCUCUCAGACGAUGACGCUUCUGAACUCGCGUAAAGGCGUGGCAAGAAGGACCUUCGACGAAAUUUUCUACGGAAGAAACGUGCGCGUCGCUAAAAGAGAACACUCGAGACACCGGUGUGUCUCGCGUGCCACUUUUCUCUCACCAUUCAUUCCCUCUGCGGCAUAUACACAUUCUCUUUCCUCGUACCUUCGUCGCUGAACUUUAUCAAGGAUCCAAGACCGCACUCGAGAAAACGAGUUUGCGCAGAGAGAAUUCUGCUCGGUGAAGGAUCGUGCGAUAUCCCGAUGGCGAACUGCUUUAGAUUUUGUUAAUUAAGCGAUCGUCAUCCAUCCUAUUUUUUCUUAUUUUUUUUUUUUUUUUAUUUUUGUUUGUCGAUCAAAGUAGUGGAUCGAAGAAAUGGACCGAGGUAAGAACGAACCGCAAUGUUGAAUGUUCAUAUGCUUUUGUUUAUUCAUUUAUUUAUAAUGAAGCAAUUCGCUUUUCGAAAUUUUCACAGCGUUAGAGAUAAAUUGGAUUUAUUUGAAAGUCUUUCUCUUUCGUUAUGGUUAAAGCGACACGAUCGAUCGAAUAUUCGAACGUUGUUAUUAAUCAACAAAGUAUACUCGAGCAAGAGUUAAGUUCGGAAGCGCCUCGUCGUAGGCAACCAUCCCUCGUCGAAUGGUAGCUGUGUAAGGAGUCGUGAUCGUAAACAGGCGCUUCGACGACGCGUGUGACGUUGCUCACGGGGUCAACGAACUCGACGAACGUUGUCCUGUAACGAUUCUACUACAUCAUGCUGAUUCACCUGCAUUUGCUCGUCGAAGAACGUCUCGCCGUCGCGGAAACUUGGCGAACGUUCAAGCUCGUUGAUGUUUUCGGGAUUUUCAACAUUUCACAAGAAAUUAGCUCGGUUAAAACGGGUUAGACGUUAAAAACGAGAGUAGGAUAGUUCGCGUUAUCGCCUAAUACCGUUUGCCGAUCUGUAAAUAGCUUGUAGGAAUUAAACUAUCGUAGACGAAGGUUCGUCCAUAAUUAAUGUUGGUAGAUAAGACUACGCUUUGUUCUACGUACGUAUAUAUGUGCGUGUACAUAUGCACAUAUAUGUACAUGCAUUUAAUGCUACGUAAGAAAGGAAUAAAGUUUCAUUGUUUGAUGACGGAUGGCUGUUAAAAAGAUUAAUCUUAUUAGUGCUCCGUUUCCUCGACGACAAGAAAGACUCGAUGAAGACUUGAGAUAAAAAGAGAACGUCUUAUAACUUGACGAUAAAGUCUCAUUUGCAAUAGGUACAGUUUGUUACGCCUACUUAAAAUAUACAAUGGUACAGUUCGUUGAUUCCCUUAAAGUUCUUACGAUCGGACGAUUGAUUAUUAACUAGAUAAUCUUUUGCCUCGACAAAAAAUACAAUAGGUGAAGGUGUUUAUCGAACGUAUCUAUUCCAUUUCUUAGACAUAUUUCCGCGAUUACGUAGCGCUAUUUACUUGUCGCGUUUUACGAUCCAACGCUCUUACUUUCGAACUUCUUCUCGUUUACGCUUUCUUUCUCAGAUUUAUCGAUGACAACGUUAAACGUCGAUGCUCUUGCUGGUCGUAAAUCGAUGAGUAAUCCGAUUGUAAUUAUUAUCACUCCGACUACUCAUCGUUUAUGAGUAAUAGCACGAAAUACGAACGGAUCAUUGAUUUCUGAAUCAUCUGGGGAACGGAGUGAUCUAUGCUGCCUCCGUUACAUAGACGUUUUCAUUGUUUUAUUCUUACGUUGUCAGAUCGAAAUCGUGUGUUAAAAACACAAGAAGGGAUUUUUGAAGCCAAUAUAGGAGUCGGUGGAAAAUAGUCGAGGUGGUAUUCACGACGGUGGUAUAAACGAGCGAAUGAAUAAAGAGACGAACGUAUCGCGACGUCGAACGAUUCAGUAAUACAGAUCGUCUUCCUUCGAGUUUCGGGCAAAGAAAAAUCGUUGUGUCGCAUAAAAUGACAAAGAUUAAAACUCGCGAGUCUUCGCGACAAAUGCAAAGAAGAAAAAAGAAAAGAAAAGAAAAGAAAAAGGUUAAG
Messenger RNA from Vespula vulgaris, 16899 nucleotides. Its product is annotated as cytoplasmic dynein 2 light intermediate chain 1. Gene Ontology annotation, cellular component: axoneme; ciliary basal body; cytoplasmic dynein complex. The transcript has 8 exons. NCBI's taxonomy places the organism in Eukaryota, Metazoa, Arthropoda, Insecta, Hymenoptera, Vespidae. Gene Ontology annotation, biological process: intraciliary retrograde transport; intraciliary transport involved in cilium assembly. The record is from RefSeq and is a predicted model, not a curated record. Gene Ontology annotation, molecular function: dynein heavy chain binding. Bases 88 to 1110 code for a protein of 340 amino acids.